Xylona heveae TC161 is the source of this 1370-nucleotide messenger RNA. Its product is annotated as signal peptidase 22 kDa subunit. Gene Ontology annotation, biological process: protein targeting to ER. The transcript is spliced from 4 exons. Gene Ontology annotation, cellular component: membrane; signal peptidase complex. Bases 359 to 1045 code for a protein of 228 amino acids. Lineage: Eukaryota; Fungi; Ascomycota; Xylonomycetes; Xylonales; Xylonaceae. The record is from RefSeq and is a predicted model, not a curated record.
ACUUGGAGCACUAGGCUGCACCGUAUAUUCCCCACGGCAAACACCGCCAGCGUGGCUUCAUGCUACAACUAUCGCGGCGUCAAUAACAGACCGACGACCACCGAGCUUCUUUUGUUGUCAAGACUUUGCCUAUUGAUACCCUCCCAUCUGCGCCAUAAUUUUCUCUUCUACCUCGACACUGGAUGCCUUUAUAGAGGACACUUGGAAUUGUAUCCGACACUAUUACUUACUGUAGAGUAUCUAUACAACGAAACGUUAAAGCUUCGAAGCUUUCGAUAUUUCCUAAAUCUUUGCUAAAAUAAGCCUUCAAGAGGCAGAGUAGCUGCGCGGUUGGGUUCAUACAAAAAGAGGACCGAAAAUGCACAGCACACUCGUGCGGGCCCAGAAUGUAUUCGGCUUCUUCACCACCGUGGCAUUCAUCGUUGGCGCGCUGGUCGCGGUGACGGGAUAUUUCAGCCUGCCGUCUGAUGGAAACAGCCUGGACGUCAGCGUGGAUUUGAAGAAUGUGCAAGUUGCACGAGGACGGCCGCAUUACUAUAGUUCGAAGAGAGAAGAAUACGCGCAGAUCCGAUUCGAUCUUGAUGCUGAUCUCUCACCGCUAUUCACAUGGAACACCAAACAAGUCUUUCUAUACAUAAUGGCAUCCUACCCUCCCAGCGUAUCAUCUGCCAGUCGCGACUCCAAGAAAAAAGGUUCAUCACCCAGCCCCAACCCGGGCCCGUCCAACGCCAUCAUCUACGACAAAAUCAUCACAUCCCGCGACGAAGCCCAUCUCGAGCUCAGGAACCAGCGCUCCAAGUACCAAAUCACAGACAUAUCUGGCCGCAUUGCGAACCGCCAUAAUGCGACGCUCGAGGUCGCGUGGAAUGUGCAGCCCUGGGUGGGCGCGCUGACGUGGGGAACAAGUUCAGAGGGGCGGAGCAAGGCGUUUGCGUUUCCGGCGCUGAAGAGUACCGGCGCUGGCGGUGGCGGCGCAGCGACGGCAACGAAGAAGAAGAAUGUGGCUGGUGAGCAGACGAUGGGGUCUGCGGCGCCAGCAGCUUAAGCGGUUGUACAUGGUGCUCUGUUGUCUAAAACAAAAGAACAAAAUAGAACAAAAUAGGACAGAAAAGUAAAAGUGCAUAUCCCGAGGAUUUAGCUAAUGUGCGGUUUGUUUAAUGGAAUGUGAAUAACGCUGGAAUAAUGCGGGGUUAUACUUUUUAUCGGGAUAGUGACUAUCUCCCUGAGCCUAAGUGGACUUCUGCUGUUACGAAAUGGUUUCAAAUGGGUAAAGACAAUAGAUUAAAUGUCAAGUAUAAGUCAGAGUCUGGCUCCGUUCGACAGAAGAUGAUGCUCUUAGGCGAGGAUGUGAAGACAUGAGAUACAACACC